Gongylonema pulchrum is the source of this 603-nucleotide messenger RNA. NCBI's taxonomy places the organism in Eukaryota, Metazoa, Nematoda, Chromadorea, Rhabditida, Gongylonematidae. The record is from the annotation of a GenBank genome assembly.
AUGUGUCCAGUACUCACACCUGGUGCAGUGGUCACCUAUGGUCAGCGCGUCUAUUCGAGCAGCAGUGGGUUCCUGUAUGCCACUAAGAGUGCUACGUGGAUGAGUAAACGUGGUGGAGAAAAUGCGUUAAAAUGGAACAGCUCCCAAAGUAGUUCAUCGUCGGUCAAAGACUACAAAGCAGCUUGUGGGCGUAAUCGAAGCUUUCCGAAAAUAAGAGAAUGUACUGAUUUGAACAAGCGCUUGGAUGAAGAAAAAAGCCUUCGAAAAGCCCGAAUCCAAGGCAGACAGUACGGACCAGCGCAACAAACUGGAAAGCGCUUGCGCGAUGAAAUUAGCGAAUUGAAAGGGAAAAUUAACGAAUUAACGAGGAAAGUCGGGACGAAGCAAGCAACAAAUGAAGAUGUGAAAAAUAACAUCCAGAAUGAUGCCAAAGACCGAGAGCUAGCAAAGUUGGCGAAAAAAAGACAGCAGCUGAUGCAGCGUCGUGAUGCGCUGAAAAAUCAGAUUGAAACUGAUCAAUUUCUUAUCAAAUUGUAUCGGCGACGUCGCGAAGAAGUUGAACUUCUCCAGGAACUGAUCAAAGAUCGUCGGAGGGUGCCUUGA